Molecule: messenger RNA, 19462 nt
Organism: Paramuricea clavata
Lineage: Eukaryota; Metazoa; Cnidaria; Anthozoa; Malacalcyonacea; Plexauridae
Source: the annotation of a GenBank genome assembly
GUGCUCAUGCGUCGUGUGGUUUGUGAAAGGGCUUUCAACGAAAAAAAGUUUGUGAGAUAUAUUUGAACCUGAUUUUUUACUCAAAAUUUGUACAAAAAUCACUUUUGGAGAUGAAUUUGUGAGCUGUGAUUGUUUGUCGUCCUUUUUUCUACAAGAUGGUGGUUUUUAAGAAGAGAAUGGAGCAUUUUUAAGCAUUUUAAAUGCAUUUGUUGUCAUCCAACUACAACGGCAGCACUGGGUCGUUACUCGGCUGAAUAACUCGCUUUUUCCGUCUGGUUUCUGUGGUUUUUGGCGUUCAUUUAUCGUGUAUCAGUUGAAGUUAUUCUUCCUCUAUUGAACAAUGUCUGUGGUUCACUACAAAUUCAAAAAUAACUUGGAAUACAAGACUAUAUCUUUUGACGGUUUGUCGAUAUCGCUUGGCGACUUCAAACAAGCCAUCAUGUCGCAGAAUCGCACCAAAAGCGGUGAAUAUGACUUGGAAGUCACUAACGCGCAAUCUAAAGAAGGUAUAGAGUUGUUCUACCUUGAAAAUACCUUCAAAUUUAUUCGUUAUUUGUCCUUUAGGCAUUCACUUCCUCUCCAUUAAAUAUAAAAUAAAUUUGAAGUGUGCCAGCUCGCCAUGUGGCAUAAAAUUAGGCUUUGAAUUUUUUCAUUUUGUAAAUUGGUUCAUUCAAAUUUCAUUUUUAUUAAUAUUAUUUGUAAUGGAUUUGGAGCAUUUUAUUCACAGGUGAGCAUUUUGAUUUCGGGUAAAUAUUGACAAAAUACUUGAAAAAAAAGUUUAAUAAUGAACCUAAAAAAGUCUUCCUAUCUGAGUGAAUUCAUCUGAUUCAUGCAUUUGGGGGAGAAAGUUUGUGGAUAAAGCCUGGUUUACACUAGCAAUUUUGAUUUUUCCGCUGCUAGUGAUGUGAUUAAAUAACAAGUAACAUGCAAACGACUUAGAAAUGUUUACUUCCAAAAACGAUUCUGUACGUUUUGUAUGCAAGUUCGGUCAUUUGCACUUGUUAGAAAAAGAAAAUUGCCACCAAUAACGCAAAAUUAAAACGUCUUAUGUUUUCUCUUCUCUAGCAUACACAGAUAAUGCCACCCAGAUUCCGAAGAAUGCCUCGGUCGUCAUCCGAAGAAUUCCUGUUGGACCAAAAGGAAAAGCCCUUACUGCAGCGUAAGUAUCUCCUAAAGGCCUAAUUUCAUGACAAGCGAAAUGCGAGAAAAUUUCGCGUGAAAACACACUUGUGCGAAAAUUUUCUCUUGUAGUGAUAUCCACAAUAGAGAAAAAAACGGCAAAGAGAAACAUUUCACAGAGAAACACUCCAAAAUCAUGUGCAUGCGUUCAACCUUUUCGUGCAAAUUUUUUUGCAUUUGGCUCAUCGUGGAAUUAUUAUUUCUCAAUUUUAUUUAUUGUCACCAACUACAAGACUAUGACACAUAAAGAAAAGAAUUAACAUUAUUUUCUCACUCGAGGGGUAAAUCCAAAUUGGGUCAUUCCAGAAAACAUCCAUACCACCCCCACAGAGGAAAUAGGAAGUUAAAGGGGCAGUGUCACGGUUCUACUGCGCAUCCAAAAUAUGCGCGAACUUGAAAACUGUCUGCCAACAAUUAAUCAAGUUAGGAGUGAAAUACGAUAUACUAUUUAUAAUCCCUUCGUUAUGCAGGACAUCCUACCCUGGCCCAGAGGUUUUUUUAGGUUUGGCGAACGCGAAAUACGAGAAAACGUGCGAAGAAAAAGGAAAAACCUCUGGUGAAUUUGUUAGCGAUUCCUGGUUCGGAUAAAGAAUGCAAAAAAUGUAUAAUGGCUUAAUGCAUCAUAUUCUAAAAAUAUUAUCCAAUCAUUAUCCUUGACGUCAGGCCGUCUAGACAGGGUUUUAUCGAAUGUUUACUGUCCAGUGUAUGCCUGCCCAUUUGUAGCAAUAUUCAUUCUCCUGAAUUUCAUUCAAUUUAAAACAUCACAUCUAUUCAAUUUAAUGUAAAUAUAUAUUUAUAUUCAUUCACUUUAUUAAUCUUGCAAUAUACAUACAAAAAAAUCUGUAUUUUAUAAAUUUAUUAAACACACCUCUUUGGGCCGACGUGAACUUUGUUUGUUAAUAAUACAAAAGCAAGCAAAUUUGUCUUGUAGAUUUCAAAUGAAACCAUUCCUUUCCAUUUCGCAUUUCGAAUAAUAGACUCGGGAUUACAAAAUGCGAAUGUAAACUCUCCAUCUAAUAUUGCUUUCUCGUCCUCUUUGUUUGACAGUGAAGUAACACGGCAUCCACGCUUUCUUAGUUCACAGACGUGAGAGUCAAUGAAAUAGUUCAAUUUGCAAAUGACUAUUAAGAUGGGUUUCUCCAGAAAAUUGUGGCCCCUGCCAAGUCGUCGUGCUACUCUCGGUGUUAGAACUUUGGAAUAUUAAACUCUUCCCAUAACUGAUAGCAAGAUGCAAAUACAUCUUUAAUGUGAAUCAAAUUGGACAAGGCGCGGUAUUGAUGCUCCGUUAAACUUUUAAUUCAGGAAAUUUAUCAAUCUACUAUUAAUGCAGCCUAUAAAACUGCUUCUUUCAACUUUUGUUCGUUUAUUUAAUAAUAUAGACAUUUCAAAAUUCAAAUGUUUCAAUUCAAUCAAAACACGAAACGCCUGCGAACAGGCUAUGAUGUUUACAAUAUCCAAUCAGAACACGUAGUCUAUCGAACCUAUAGUCAGCAGCCAAUCAACCCUUUGCUUCCAUUUUUGAAAGUUAUGUGUGGAAUGUGAACCCGAAAACUACGCCAAUUUCGCCAGAGGGUUAUUCAAAACAGGCGAAAAUAAAUACCCUCUGGUUCCAGGGUAAGGACAUCCUUACUUUGUUUUAAAAAUUGAAGGCUGCUGCAUCUUUUCCAAUCAUGUAGCAUUAAUUUUAAACGUUUCUUUGCGCCGUUUAUUUUAGCCAAUCAGCGCCGUGACACUGCCCCUUUAACCCCCCUACCCCCUUUGGAUGUCCUAAUACAUUUACUAUUAUCAGGAACAAUUUUUUCUCCCCUCCCCCUCCGGACGGCAGAAAUUUCCUCCGUGGGGGGAGUAUGGAUCUUUUCUGGAACGACCCAUUAAGAUUUAUUCAUAAGAAUGAAAACAUGUCGAAACUUCAUAUUUCUGAUAUAUUGUUUAUGUAUUUGUUAUUAUACAGGGAGAGACCACAGUCCCCAGCCGAUGGAGCAAAACCAGUAUGUAAAAUGAUAUUUUUAUAGCUAAAUAUUUUCACAAAUAUUGACAUAACAUUGAUUUGUAAAUAUUGGCCAGGGCAUAGAUCUAGCAUUCCAGAAAAUUUUCAGAUCUGGCUUAGCUGGCAGAAAUGUUUAUGACAUUGCAUAAAAAUAGUUUAUUAGGAAGAAUAUUAAUGAACUUGGCAGAAAACUUUGACCCCAAAACUUCCCAGAAAAAAAAUUAUUUCCUACUGUGUCGUUGAAUUUAUGUCAAUAUUUAUGAAAUAUGUUUUUAUUUUUUUUAUUUCUUUGUAACAUGUAAUUGUACAAAGAUCUGCAAUAAACAUUUUAUUUUGCUGCUAUCUUUAUUUUUGCCUGCACCAGUUGUACAGCAACUUGGUCAGAAUAAAGUUUUAUUUGUGUUUGUUGUGUGUUGACUAGUGGGUUAUGUUUUGUAUGCAGAAAGUUUGAUAUAGCCACACUUUAUUACACAGCUUUAAAGCACAGAAUGCACUUGUAUAAAUAGUCCUGUCAAAAUUCAUUUAAAAUUGCAAUAAGUGCUUUAAAGCAGGGUGAUAGGGUAGAAUUUAAAUACUCUGCUAUGCAUGAAAGACAAGAAAAUUUCCUGUCAAAGUGAUUAUCAUGACUUCAAAGUUGAUGGUGUAAUCAUCAAGGCUUUACUGAUGAUGUCAUCAUUAUGACUACUGAUGACAUCGCCAUACUUUUGCAGAUGUCAUCAUGAAUUUAAUGAUGAUGUCACCUUCAUGAAUUUAACAAUGACAUGAUUGUUAUGACUUUAUUGAUGAUGUCAUCUAAUGAUUUUACUGAUGAUGUCAUCAUAAUGACUUUAUUGAUGAUAUCAUCAUAAUCACUUUACUGAUGACAUCAGCAGAAAUUUAAUGAUGUCAUUAUAGUGACGUGACAAUGACAUGACUUUCUCGAAGAGGUAAUCUUUGCAAUCCGAAUGCUUUCAUCCUUGUCAGAGUUUCAAAGAAUGGCAUCAUGAUUCGGCAAUGCUAUCAUAUUUGACCAUGUAAUAGUGAUGUCAUCUGGCUUUACUGUAAAAUGAGCAACAAAAUUUCUGCAAUGUGCAAGACAAGCUAGUUUCAAGGAAUGUUCAUGCAUAAAUCACAACACCUGAGACAAAGAUGAACAUUGUUGUAAUCAGCUUUUUUUUAAAGUUGCAGUAAAUUUGUUGCUCAUACUUGUAUUUUUAAAAAUGAUGUCCUCAGUCGUCCGUCCUUUGUUUCAAUGACGUAAUGUCCUCCAAUUAUGCUCUAACACAGUUCGCUUGAUGUCCAGGAACCUUGCAUGCUUUAUCUAUGUUUUGUGCGAAUCUGGCAAAUAUUAGAAAAUUGGGAAGUGUAUUACUGUCGCAGCCUGGCAGAUACGGUGUUACUGUCGUUCCAAUUGAAGUGUUGCUCAAAUAUUGAUUCAAUACAUUACCUCGGGCUGACCAAUUCAUUUGAUCAAGUUCCUCGAGAUAUUCAUACACUUCCUGUGAAAGAGCCAAUUCCAAGUAUUUGAUCAUUUCUGGUCACUUCUUUCUAUUUAUGAUUGGUUAGUUGCACAAACAACAAAGGUGAUUGGUGCAUUCAAACUAUUCAACAGGAAGUUUACAAUUAUACUAGGAAGUGUAUGAAUAUCUCGAGGAACUUGAUCAAAUGAAUUGGUCAGCCCGAGGUAAUGUAUUGAAUCAAUAUUUGAGCAACACUUCAAUUGGAACGACAGUAAAACUAAACAAGACACCUGCUCAAGGCGUUCGCUCCGUCAGCAAAUGGCAGCAACAGAAUUGCUUGGGCCUUGGGGUGCAUGAUGUAGGGAAGUUGAUGAGGUGUGGUAUAGCACCUUAUUAUGACCUUGGCAUUUUGGCAAAGAAUAACAUAAUACUGUACAUACAAAUCAGAAAUGAAAGAUAUAUCUCCAGUACUUUAAUUAUACUUGGUUUAGUAGAUUUUACGAUGUGUCAUACUCAGUCCUCUUGUCCUUCAUCCUUGUCUUAUUUAUACAGGUCCACUGGCAAGCUUUGGUAUUACAAUCAAAGCUGAUUUGCAGCCAAUAUGAUGUAUUAGUAUUUUUGCACAAAUGAAUAUAACAAAUCCUACAAACUGAUUGGUCAAAUUUGACGUAUUAAGCUCUUAUAACAAAACCGAAAUUGCAAAAUGGCAGCUAGCCAUUUGUGGAAGUUACUGAUAGAGAAAUAAGCGAAAUUAAAAUAAACUCACACAAAAGACUUGUGUAAAAAUACUGAAACAAUGAUCUGCCUCAAGCUCGAUGAUUAUCAGGGAAUAUUCGUCUCGGUGAAUAUUCCUCGAUAAUCAGCUUGCCUUCGACAAAUAUUUGUUAAGUGUUGUUCUGUGACUAAUGGCUCAACCAGAACUUGCCACAAGUCAACUUCUCUUUGGUUCUUUAUACAUUUCUUUAUACAUUGCAAGCGAGCAGACAAAUUACAAGCGGAGGCAAGCAAGGCAAAUACAGGGACUCCCCUCUUCCUAAUCCCCUCUCUUCAUUUGCUGCCUUGCCCCCACCCCUCAUAAAAAGAAAACAGACUUUGAAAAAGUGUCUAGUAUUGAUUUUGAGUUGUUUUUUUCUCCAUUGAAAUGUAAGGGAGAUGGAAAUAGAUAGUAGUGCAGUCUUUGAAAAUCACUACUGUUUGCAAAGUGCCUGACCACAAAUUAAAAUUGAUGGGAACCCACCAUCGUUUGCCAGAAUGACAAACCUUAUCCCAGCUAGGGGGGAUAAUAUGGCCUUCUGAGCAUGUGUAGAUGCUUUUUCCGCCAAAAAUAACAUGUCAAGCAUUGACUGACUUCAUUCUGGUAAUGUUUUUCUGCUUAUAAACACACCAUCCCGCCUGGAGGAGUUUCCCGCCCAGGUGGGUGGGAUGAAAAUAUCGCGAGAUGAGAACGCCAAGGCGGGAUCAUAUAAACGGACCAAAGUGCGUUGAUAGCAUCUGAAACUAAUUGUGUAUUGUUUAUCUUGUAUAGUGUUGAUAUUUUAGUUUUUGUUCGGUUAUUUAUCUUUGUUUCAUUUUUACAAGACUGAAGAUCAGGAUGAUACGCCAGUUGUACCCUUGAGCAAACUCAAUAAGGUGAGAAAUUCUUCGUUUUAUGGCGGAUGACGGGAGAUGAGAAAAGCUGGUAUGUGAAGAACCACAUUGUUACGAGUAGAUGCAGGUUUCUGCUUGCAAAUAUUUGCGCAUAGAUGUAGCUUGUUGUUGAUGCAAAUGUUGCUUGUUCCUUUCAAAUACUUGGUUAUGGGCGGAAUUUUAUGUAGGGAUUUCCUGUACAGAAAUGGUAUUUUGCACAAUAUUGCUUGUUGGAGUGUGCAGUUGUAUGCAUCUCUGUUCAGAUUUAAAUCAUUGCACGUGGGUAAACGUUACUUGCAGAUGUUAGUUUCACGGUCAUUUAAGACUCUGCGCCCAAAUUAACAUUAUCAUACUUGCAUUUGAAAUUUCCUGCUCUGCGGAUAUUGGAAUAAAGAUUUUAUGCUCGGCUGUUAGUUGCUGCGUACAGAUAUAGCUUACUGCGUGCAUAUGAUAGUUGCUGCUGCGUUCAGACGAUAGUUGCUGCGUUCAGACGAUAGUUGCUGCGUUCAGAUGAUAGUUGCUGCGUUCAGAUGAUAGUUGCUGCGUUCAGACGAUAGUUGCUGCGUUCAGACGAUAGUUGCUGCGUUCAGAUGAUAGUUGCUGCGUUCAGACGAUAGUUGCUGCGUUCAGACGAUAGUUGCUGCGUUCAGAUGUUAGUUGCUGCGCGCAGAUGUUAGUUGCUGCGCGCAGAUGUUAGUUGCUGCGCGCAGAUGUUAGUUGCUGCGCGCAGAUGUUAGUUGCUGCGCGCAGAUAUAGGUUUCUGCAUUCAUGUGUUUUUAUUAUUAUUAUUUAAGCUUGCUUCGCGCAGAUGUUAGUAGCUUGCUGGUGUAGGUUUCUGCACACAGAAGUACGUUCCUUUGGUAUAUAAUUUUAGCCAAAUCUGUAUUUGCAAGAUGCAUUUUAUCAGGAUUUGUUUUAUUCCUUAUUUCCUCCUCAAUCAUUGAAUGAUAUCUCCACUUCACAGGUCGCAGAUCUGGCGUCAGCAAAUGCCUCGGAAGAAGACAAGAUUGCCGCGAUGAUGAACCAAGCUGGAGAGGAAUGGGACCCAUCAUUGUACGUUCAACACUAAGUCCCCCCCCCCCCCAUCUAUCAUACAACAGAUUGUGCUGCUAACAUGUGUUUAUACCAAUUGGCAUUGCUUCCCAGUUCAAUCACAUAUUGCCUUUAAGUGCAUGGUUACCAUUGUUUAAUUCUAUGCUUACAUUAUCAGAACAGUAGUUAGGCAUGUGAGUAAAAAUAUGAAUUGCGUAACAUCAGGAGUGAACAUAGAGAUAAGGCAUAUUUAUCAUACAAUCUAAAACACAAUCCAACCCUGAGAACGAGGCUGAGAGGAUAGUAUUAGUAUAGUAUCCAGUAUAAUAUUAGUUUAGUUUCUAGGAUAGAUUAUUCAUUUCUCUGUCUUGUAUAAUUCCUUGUCAGGUAUGCCAAACCCAAAGGUCGUCAGUUUAAUGCAGCUCCCCGCCUACCUCCCCCACCCCACUACAUGUGCUUCCGAUGUCGGAAACCUGGACAUUGGAUACAGAAUUGUCCAAAAAACAACGUAAGUAGUAGAUCCAGUUUCAUGCUCCUAUCAACAGUCAGCCCAGCGCCCUCCAUACAAAGAUGGCGGAAAUUGACGUCCUGUACCAGUCUCUUUCUAUCGUUUUUGUCUGCGCGGUCAGACACGAAGAUGGCAAGGAGUGUCAUAGAGAUUAUAAAUAACACUAGAGGAAGCAUCGAGGUUAAAAAUUGGGAACGCAGCUAAUGGGGGGCAAGUUCAAGUCCCGGAUAUACAAUCGUGCUCUCAUUGGCUGAUUUGAAACUCAUCACCAAUGGGAACGUCAGUACACAUCCGGGUCUUGAAUUUGCCCCCCAAUAGCUGCGUUCCCUUUUUUUAACUGAAUUAAGAUCACAAUGCCUCCUCUAGUGUUAUUUAUAAUCUCUAUGAGGAGUGUGCCAUCCCCAGGCCUCUCGGCUGCGCGCGUCUCCCUGAAAAUUGCUCCAGAUCUAUAUGCCACCAUCUGUUGCUCUGUAACUAACACCUGUUGUCUUUCCAGGAUCCUAAUUACGAUCUGAAAGUUCGUCGUACCACAGGGAUUCCCAAGAGUUUUCUCCGUCUUGCUGACAAGCCGACACAGAAAGGAGCAUUGUUGAUCCCAGAUACUGGACAAUAUGCUGUACCUAUAGUGGAUCAGUAAGUAUACACUGCCACGAUUAUGAUCUUUUUUUGUUAUAAUGGAGAAACUCGUUUUUGCAAACCAUGCGUGUUCAGACUUCAGUCAGUUGUGCUGUUUAAACCCAGUUUAUUUUCAAACUUGAGUGGUAGAAUCAAAGAAACAAUCAAAGGCUGUUGAGGCCGACUUACGGAUAAGAUCAAAUGAAAGUGACAGAAAGAAUAAGAGCGGUUUGCAGUUGUUUUUGCAAACCGGGCACCUUGCGAGUUUUGCCAUUUCACUCAUUUAUCGUGCUUCGUUUGCCAAAUCAAAAGAACGAACACGUGCUCCAGCCCAAUUUCCGGUUCUGAAAGGCCCGAUUCGCAGGUAAACAGUGUGUGCAAAGCAGGCUGGUCAUUUCCUAUUGUUUAACUGCCCCCCCCACCUCCCACUCCCACCAAGUUACCACAAAGACUAACAGUCCGUGAGUCAAAAAGAAACAUGAUUAAGAUUGCUUGAUGUGCCAAAUGAAGUCGAAUCGGUUACUAAAAUAUUAAUUUCUGAAUACUGGGAAUGAAAUCUGUCUAUCCUCGGAUCAUUAAAAUCGGGCAUCACAAUGGCCAGGUGAUACGUUAAACUGGACACUUUGGAGACAUUAGUAUUUCAGCAAGUAAUCUGACUUCUUUAGGACCCCACAAGUAAGCGAAUACUCCCUUUCGGAAACUACGUCACCUUGACCAUGGGGCCUCGCUUUCGUGAUUGAAAUGUUGGUCUUUAACUUAGAUCACAUUCACUGCGUAAUAAAGACACUGUUAUAUGAUGCAUGUUAUUUUAAGAGUGUGUUGUUCUCUUCAAUGUGUCUAAAGUUUUCUAUUCUAUCCUUAGCAAUGCGUACGAACAAGCGGCGACGAAGAAACGACUUAAUGCUCAAACUGGUCUGCUUGAAAGUGAGAAGCCAAUCCCGCCAGAAUAUUACUGUCCCAUUUGCAAGAAGAUCAUGAAUAAUGCUGUUGUUGUUCCCUGCUGUGGUGAAAGCUUCUGUGAUAGUUGUAAGUUGAUGAUUACAUGAUUCAACUAGUAAGAACUCGAAUACCUGCAGGUUGACCACCAUCUGAGGCACGGUGAUGCUUCUUGAAAACUCCGUAUUAACCAGUGAACUCUAAGUCCUCUAAGAGAACUGGAACAGUAACUUGGCGGCCAUCUUUGAAGCCACUCAUGACGGCCGCCAUGUACGUAUGGAGUGGAAAAUACGACACCGAAAAGAUGUCUGUUUUCGAGCACCAAAUAGCUGUAUUUUAACAAGGAAAAAAGCUAAAAACUUUCAACAAUACCUGAAAUUUAAUACAAAACAUAUUUCCAGAACGUAGAGCAGUUAUAAAGUUCUUUUUUCAGGAGUCAAAGUGCGAAGCUUUUUUUCAGCACGUUCAAACUUGUGUAAUAUUUUGAAUAUCAAGCUGUUACCCAGGAAGUUUUUGCUGUUAGUGGAUGUAAAAUACUUAGGACUAUCCAGGAAACCAGGUUUGAAUCUUUUAAGUUGAAGCCUGUUGAUAAAAAAAGUGCUUUUUCUUGCUGAUUUUCGCUCAAAAACAAACUUUUGACUGAAUUUCCCGCUCCUCGAAACUCUCCCCAGUCCUUUCGAAAAUCAAUUUAUUGCUCGCUGAGCUCGCGAGAAGCGCCAUCUUGGCUUCAGGCAAGUAUGGUCAUGUUUAUCUGCAGUUAGCAUUCCAGUGUUAUUACAGUUCACUGGUAUUAACUGACAUUUUGAUCUGUUCAGGUAUAGAGAAAUAUCUAUUGGAAAAUGAUCAUGUUUGUCCAUCGUGUCAAAUGGAAGAUGUUUCACCUGCGUCCAUCGUCAUAAACAAACAUCUCCGUCAGGUAUGAUAGUGACACUUGGAGGGCCACAGGUUCGAUUCCUGCCAGAGGGCCUAUAGUUGCAUUUUUCGCAACUGCUCCUGGUUAUGAUGCUUGUGAUGUUACCGUGAGUUCAUAUCCACACCGGGCAAGUUUGAAAAAUAUGCCUGUCCACGGUGGGAAUCGAACCUACGACCUUUGGAAUGCCACCGUGGUCAGGCAUGUUUUUCAAGCUUGCCCGGUGUGGAUAUGCACUCAGAGUAACAUCACAAGCAUCAUAUUCACCUGAGUACAUAACACCAACACAGAAACAAUCAUGCUCCUGGUUAGAUCUAAUAAAUGUAUAAAAUUUACAAAACCCUUCUAUAAUUGGAAAUUGAACGCAUGUUGGCCAUGUACUGUUGUUGUCCUUAGAAAUCUCUAACUGAGUUAUUUCCACCUAGGCAAUAAUCAAGAUAAGAUCGUCAGGUUUUGAUGGUGGUACACUCUCUGCUACGUCAUCACCAAGUGCUCAUCGUGAUGGUGACCAAGGAAGGUAGGUCUCUCACUGUGUGAAUUAGAAUACACCCUUAUGGAAAGCACUUAGCCACAGCUAUAGACCCUUAGCCACGGCUGUAGAGUCUCCGUGAUUGAGAUAUUGGUUUUAGAGCCCCUGUCACUGAUGACAUAAACAUAAUUUACUGUUAUAACCGUACGGUUUUGUAAAUGUGUCACGUGUAAAAAGAUAAAGGGCUCAUUUGCCAUCUGUUUCCAGUAACUCAGGAAAAUUCUCAUUCACAUUUUCUGGAAUAAAAACCUCGAGUUCUCUUGAUAAUCGAAACAAAUUACUGCCUAGGAAAUCUCUAAUAAAACGAAUUUCCUUUUUGAGUAUAUUUUUUUUAGUGCAAAUAAAUUCUAUUCUAUUCUAAACUCAAUAUUUCAAGUCUCAACCGCGAAAACGAGAUUCUAUUGCCAAGACUGAGUGCUUUACGUGUAGUAUAUGCAAUUAACUUCACUCACAGUGCUUUUAUUCCUUUCAACGUGUAGAUCAACUCCAGUUCCAGCGGCGACUGUCACAACUACUGUUGAGUCUUCUGUAACAACAGCACUACCGGUGGCUAGUGAAGCAUCAAAACCAGGGCAAGCCAGUCCGGUACCUGGUACGACAACACCCACUACAACAGCAUCAGUUGUUUCACAAGGUAUGACUGCACCAAUAAUUCCUUCUUUUUCAUUUUUAUUCGUGGGAAAUGGAAAUGAAAUGACAAUCUUCAAUUGUAAUCAGUAUGUUCUCUUAGUUCUAAUUUUUAUCUUUAGUUCUAAUUGUUAUUUUGAUUUUCUGUAGAAGCCGUUACACCCGCUGUUGCGCCGCCAGCAGCAGCCCCACCACAAGCAGCCCCUGCAGCUCCACCACCAGCAGCCGUACUACCAUCAGCAGCUGUUCCCCAAGUAGCUGUUCAUCAAGCAGCUGUACUUGACCCUCGAUUGCAAAGGUAUGACAUUUACAAUUGAUUUACGAUUAUAGGAGAUGCAUGGGUAAUACCUCAAAAUACUGUUGCAAAAAAUUUUAUAUUAGUUUUAAAGUUUAACCUGUUUUCCAAUCUUCUGUUGGUCCAGUGUUACUGCGACAGGAAAUCAGAGCAUCUUGGGAAAUCCUGUAGUAUUUUGUAGAAUCAAAUUGGAAGCACACUUUGAGCGAGAUGAGAUUAUAAUCAGACAAGUUACUAUUGCAGAAGUGGAACCCUGAUCUAGAAUCAGACAAGUGACUAUUGCAGAAGUCGAACCCUGAUCUAGAAUCAGACAAGUUACUAUUGCAGAAAUCGAACCCUGAUCUAGAAUCAGACAAGUGACUAUUGCAGAAGUCGAACCCUGAUCUAGAAUCAGACAAGUGACUAUCGCAGAAAUCAAACCCUGAUCCAAGAGAUGAAAAGUUCAUGUACUUACCACUGUGCCACCGACAUUUUAAUAUAUUUCUGAAUAUUUCUUCCUAGACCUGAAGGUAUAGUCCAGACUAUGGCGGUACCACACCCAGUUGCUCCAGUCCACCGUGCAGCUUACGUAGUCCCUGCUGGACCCACCUACCACCACCACCCUGCUCUAGUGCACCCCUCAGUUCCAAGUUUCGCCGCUGCUCCAUAUGGUCAUAUCCCCCACCCUACUUUAGUCCCCACCCGUCACACCGCUCUUCCCUUUGCCAACCUUGACGCUGGUGUUGGCAUGAUGAAUGAAGAAGAGUUUUAUAAAGCUAAAAUUAAAUUACAAGAAAGGUGAAGUUUUAAUUUUUGUUUUCUGCCCUUGAUAAACAGAGUCGAUAAAUAAUCCCAAAGGUGGCGGGGGUUCGAUUCCCACCGUGGUCACUGGUCAGGCAUACUUUUCAGCUUGCCCGGUGUGGAUGCACACUCAGAGUAACAUCACAAACAUCAUAUUCACCUGAGUACAUAACACCAACACACACAAAAAGUAUCUUAUCAGCAAUGUAUUUCUAAUGUAAGAUUAUUUUUUAUUCAGACGAAAACGUCGCAAUAAAGACGACGAUGAAAGAAAGAGUCGAAAGAAAGAUCGUAAUCGCAGCCGACGAGACCGACGGGAAUCUCCGAGCUCACGUCGUUCGCCGUCCGAUGCCCGCACGAGAAAACGAUCAAGGUCCUGGACACCAACUGGUUCCAGUUCCCGCUCAUCAUGGUCACACUCUUGGUCCAAGUCCCCCUCGCGGUCAUAUAGUCGAUCCAAGUCGCGAACUCCCGUGAACUGGGAUCGUUCACGGUCGCCCUCUGCGGAGAGGAAAGGGAAGCGUGGAGAGCAGGGCAGGAAACGUAAGAAGGAGGAUGUUCGAGAUUCCAAGAAACGAUCUAAAAUUGACAAUGAAUUACCAGAAAAACAAACAGCAAAGACUGUGCAAUCAACUGAACGGAAUGUUUCCGAGAAACGGACUGUUAAGACUACAAAGUCAAAAGAGUCGAAGGAGAAAGCGAAAGUCGAUAAUGAUGGUGAAAUGUCCGAGAAACGAACAGUUAAAAACGAGCAGAAUAAAGACGUUAAGAAAAAGUCUAAAGGGAAUGACAGUGUUGAUGGUACUGCAUCGGGAAAACAAAACGUUAAGACUGUAAAAGAUUUGAAGGAAAAAUCUAAAACGAAUGAAAAUGUUGACGGUAGUGUUUCUGAGAAACGAAGGAAGGAGGGUUCGAAAGAAACAAAGAAACGAUCUAAACCAAAUGAUGAUGUUGAUGAAAAGAACGUUAAGACUGGAAAGCCGAAUAUCCAGACCAAAGACGGAAAGAGAAAAUCUAAAGUGGACAGUGAUGAUGCUUCGGAAAAAGUGAAGACCGGAAAAUUAGUCGAGUCUAAGAAAGCAUCGAGAAAGGACGUUAAGAAAUCGAAAGGGGAGAGUGACGUUGAUACCUCGGUAAAACGGACAGCUAAGACUGCAAAGUCGGUUGAGGCAAGGAGGGAGGUGAAAAAGAAGUCUAAAGUACAAAGUGACGGUGAAGAUAGUUUUUCAGAUAGCGUCAAGAGUCUGAAAUCAAGUAGAGAAGUGAAGAAGAAAUAUGAAAGUGAUAAUAGUAUUGAAGACGAAUUGAUUGAGCCGAGAGGAGAGAUUAAGAAAAAAUCGAAGAGCGAAGCUGGAACUGCGGAGAAACUGAGUGCUAAGAGUGGCAAGUCGAAAGAGUCGAAGGCUGAAGUUCAGAAGAAAAAUAAGUCGGACAUUGAUGUUAAUGAACGUACGUCGAAAAAACAGUCGAAGUCAGAAAAGGAGUUGAAAAAGAAAUUGAAAUCGGACGAGAUUGAAACAUCAGAGAGAAAGGUGUCAGUUAAGAAAAGAUCUAAGGUAGAUUUAAAUAAUCUCGAUAUGUCAGCAGAUAAGAAAUCUGAUAUAUCAUUAGUUAGGAAAUGUUCCAUAUCUGACCUCAGAGAUAUUGUUAAUAAGAGUUCCGCUAAAACGGACGAUAAUGUCGAAAAAUCUUCUAAAAUUAAGAAAAAUUCGGAUUUGUUUCGAGCGAAGGAAAACGAUUUGCGGGAUCUUGUCCAAAGUCGAAAGAAAGAUGACGUUUUUUAUGAUGAAAGAAAACACUCUGGAAAGACGAAAGGUGAUAGUAGAGGUUAGUAAAAACUUUUAUCCUUCUAAUUGUGAAUGCUGUCAUUCAUACUGUCUAAUUCGAAGGUUUACGCCCUUUGUCGGGAUUAGAGUUUUCUUGGUGUUCUAAGAUCUUUCUAUUUUAACUCAAGUUAGGUUGUAAAAUUUCUUCCAGUGAAACGACAUUUCUAUUGUUAAAAUUGAAAAUAAUUAAUUAGAUUUCCAAUUGCUUCGAACCGGAGAUCUUCAGCGAAUGUUCCGUUAUCCUUUCUGUUUCAUUUUUUCCCCACUGUUCUCCAUACCAUCGAAUCGAUCCGCAGCUUAAAAGAGUCCUGGUCAACCACAAUGCAAUGCGUGCGUUUGUUUACGUUUUUGUUACGUUGUGGGCCAGAGGUUGUGGGCCAUUUUUAGUGGCCUUGAAAAUGGCGGCAACAAUUGAGAAAAGUAACGGAAAAACGUAAAAGCUCGCAUUGCAUUGUGGUUGACCAGGACUCUUUAACUUGUUUUCAUUUGCAAUAGUCGUUAUUUCACAAAUAUCCCCGAGGUUGCUUGAAGGAUGAAACGACGUUUCACUUUCCUGAAUACUGUAGAAAAUACUUUGACUUUUCAAGCAAAGGUUUAUCGUCAAGUUUGCGAGGAUUUCCAGACGAAGCGCCUCUGGUCGACGUCAAAAUAUUUCCUAUAUUUUUCAGAUAAUUGGAUCGUUCAAGUUAUUACCGAAAUCAGUAGAGUGUCUUUUCCGGAAGUUGAAAAGGCAGUCAGAAGCCAGCAGAAACGUUCAUGUUUUAUGACGUCACUGUGAAGGAAUGCAGCGUGGAACUUGUAUGUUAUUUUACUUUAUAUUAGUAACUUUAUUUAGUUUGACAAAUUGCCAAUGGCUCGCCAAGCGCAAAACAAGCUUUCGAGCGAAGGGUAACCUGAAGUUCAGACCCUAUCUAAAAUUAGGGCCUGAACUUCAGGUUAAGCAAAGGGAGAACCUUUGUUCGUGGGAAGGCACUGGGAGAAGAAAUGCAAACUAAAUAAAGUUACUAGUAAGUAAAAUAACAUACAAGAUGCACGAUUCCUUCACCGUGACGUCAUAAAACAUGGACGUUUCUACUGGCUUCUGACUGGCUUUUCAACUUCCGGAAUAGACACUCUACUGAUUUCGGUAAUAACUCAUGAAUAUUAUUUAUCGUUACCUACACUGAACCCCCAUACUCAAGUGAUUCUACAAGCCAGAGUAUGUUUUAUUUUGUAGCUGCUAGCCCUGUUGUGGGAAAGAAAAGCAAGACUGAACGCAAGGACGAAGAAAUGCGUGACAAAACAGCAAAAACUGCUGUGGAAAAGACUAAGGACAAAAAAUCAAAAGAAACCACUAAAAGUGGUAAAUCUGUUGAGCAAAAUCGUAAAGAGAAAUAUUCUAAAGACAAUAAACUUUUUGAAGAAAAGACAAUUAUUGGAGGAAGUAAAAAUGCGAAAGACAUUUUGAAAAAGACAAGUAGUAGCGGGGAUAUCCGCGAAGUUAGUUUAAAAACUUCUCAUAAAGAGAAAAAUUCUGUAGGUAAAAUAAAACACAAAGAUAGUGAUGAGUUUUUGCGUGUUGAAAAACGCGAAAGUUCGAAAAAAUCUAGGAAGCAUUCUGUCUCUGAUGAGAGUGAAUACUCCGAUUCUGAGCAGGAAAAUAAGAAGGAAUCCAAGAAACGAGAGUCAAAGAAGGCGAGAAAAUCUGUCUCGGAUGAAAGUGAUGAUGAACGAAGAGUUUCUCGGAAAAGAUCAAAAGAUGAAGAUGAGUAUUUCCAAGAUUCCGCCGAGAUUUCUGAGAAACCAAAGAAAAAGAAGAAAAAGAGGCCCACCGAAGUUGAUGAGGAUGAUGGGAAGGAAGUGAAACAAAAAAAUAAAAAGAAGAAACAUAAAAGGAAGCAUAAGAAACAUAAACAUAAAAAGAAAUCCAAACAUAAGGAGAGAAAACGAUCUGAUGAAGUUCGUACUAGUGACGAAAUGGGAGAUGAUUCCGAGAAAGAACGUGGGGAAAGUGCUGACGAAGUUGGAGAUGGGUCUGAAAAAGAUCGUGUUGAAUAUAGAGCCGAUGUAAAAAAGGAAGAAAUGUCCGUCGAUGGUGAAUCUAGUGAAGCUAUCCAGUCAGAAUCUGAGAAUGAUGCUGAGUCUGGGAAUGAGUCGAAUCAAGAUGAAAACUACAGAAGUGGUGCGGAUAGUUUAAAAGUUGAAGUGAAUUCGGGCAGUGGUGACAUAAGUGAUGAUGACGUCAUGAUGGAGGAGGAUGACGUCAUAGAUGAGGAAGUACAUGAAGAUAAAGUGGGAAAACUGAAAAAUGAAUUGGAUGAUGAUGAUGAUGAAGAAGAACUUGAUUAUGAUGAAGAAGAAUUGGAUCAGAGCAUGGAACAGGUUAAUGAAGAUGAAGAGGGGAUCCAGAAGGAUGAAAGGGAAGAUGAUGAACAUGAAGAAGAGAUUGAGGUCGAUAGUGAGGGUGAAAAGGGGGUAGAUAUUGAUAAUGAUGGUGAAGAGGAGAUCGAGGUGGAUGAAGAGGAGAAUGAUGGCCAUGAUGAGGAGGAAUCUGGUGGAGAAGAAAUAGAAACAGAUGAGGAGGAUGGAGAAGAUGAAUCUGGAGUGGAAGAAGUAGAUGAGGAAGAAGGUGAAGAAGUGGAGGAUGAAGUAGAGGUAGAAGGUGAAGAACAAGAAAUCGAGAAUGAAGAUGUGGAACAGGAAGAAGAAAAUGUUGAAGAGUCUCCGGAGGAAGAACAAGAGCUUUUGGAAGAUGACGAGACUUUGGAGGAAGACCAGGAUGAGGAAAACAUUGAAGUGGAAGAAAUAGGAGAAAUAGAGCUUGACAAUGACGCUGGAGACGAAGAAAUUGAGGUGGAAGCUGAUGAUCAGGAAAAUCAAGAAAUUGAAGUGGAAGUUGACACUAAGGAAAGUGAAAGUAUCGAAGUGGAACCUGAUGAUCAGGAAAAUCAUGAAAUUGAAGUGGAAGUUGACACUAAGGAAAGUGAAAAUGUCGAAGUGGAAGCUGAUCUGGAAAAUCAAGGAAUCGAAGAGAAGGUUGAUGAUAAUAAACAUGAAGGUAUCAAAGUGGAAACUGAUGAGAUUGUGAAUGAAGAGGCGUUAUUGGCGGAUGACGCAGGUCACGAAUCAUUGCCAGGUAACGAACUUGAUGACGCAGCCUUGCUCGAGGACGACGAACUACCAGCAGGAGAGGAUUUGUUUGACGAAGCGUUGCUAGGAGACGAUAAGGGUAGCACUGAAGGUGACGGGGAACUUAAAACUAACGAACUCUAUGGUGACGUAGGUGAUGACGUCACUAAUAACGUAGAUAAUGACGUGACUGAUGUUGGUAAUGAUGCCAUGGUUGAAGUAGGCGAUGACGUCAGUGAUGACGUAGGCAAUGACGCCAGUGAUGACGUAGGCAAUGACGUCAGUAAUGACGUAGGCAAUGACGUCAGUGAAGUAGAUGCUGACGUCAAUGAUGCUAAAGACAUGGGAUAUGAGUUGAUUAAAGAGAGGUCGAGUGAAAUAAACGUGGCAGAAAGUAGUGCAUCUGAGAACAUAGACUCGCAAGAACUGAGAAAUACUGACAACAAAGUCGUUGAACCUGUACAUAUGCAAAACAUUGUCGAAAAUAAACUAUUGAUUGAAGAUUUUCAAACCAAACCUCUUGCCCAGUCUAGCCGUGCUGCGAGAAACAAAUCCCACAACAAUGGUGCUUCGAUGUACUAUCACCCAAGAUCUCGACACAAUUCAUAUGAAACCUAUCGAAGUUAUGACUCGGGCGUGGGAACAAUAUCAUCACUUGAUAGCAUGUUUGAUGAAUUUGACGACGCCAACUACACGUCCUUUGGGGAUCCUACCGAAACACGGCGAACUUGAACCGACGUUUUCCGAGUAAUCAUGAACAAUGAUGACAUUGAAACAUUUUAUGGUUGACGUCAUUAUGAUAGUACGAAGACGUAAUUUUUAUAGCGUAAUUUUUGUGUGACACAUUGGAUAUAUUUGUAGUGUGUGUGUUUAUGAUUGGCUUUGUUCAGAUAUCAUGUAGAUGUUUAGUUGGGAUGUUUAGUUGAGGAUUUUUUCAUUUCAAGGCUUGUUGCAUUCAACAAAUGCAGUACUUUAUUCUUUAAUAUAUACACUGUAUAUACAAAGUUGAGAGAAUGUUUGAAAUCAGUUUACAUGCAUACUUUCAUUCACGCAUCACACUCCAUAUUCUUGUUGUGUUUGUCUGUCUGUGUCAUAUAUCGCCAUUUCAGAAGCAUUUCAAACAUUUGAGGAACAUUUGUGUCAUAAUAGCAUCUAAAAAAAAGAAAAUAUGUAAAAAAUAUUUAUUUUCGUAUAAAAUGAAAUUAAUAACCGUUAUAAAAUGUUGGUGUUUGUGUGAUUAUAUAUUCAGUAUUUUAUUGGGAGUAAGUUCUCAAACCCGAGUAGUUUCAAGUAGUUUAAUCAUUUGGCUGGAAAGAUUGAGAGGGUUUGAACUGCCUGAAAAACUGCAGGUAGUUGAAACUCUUUCAACCCACAUCUUUCAUGUAUUGCCACUAUACCGCAGAAUAAAGACACACAGAAGGUGGACUCAGCCAAAAAAGCGUAACCGCUGCCACGCCAUGAUUCGUCAUCAAACAAUGACGUCAUAGCCAGUGUGCUUAUGAGAGACAUUCCCCCCUGGACGUCCACCAUUUUGAAAAAUAUCAGGGGGGUGAAUGCCUCUCAUAUGCGCACUGGCUGGGACCAUGGCGUCAGCAUUUUGAUGACGAAUAACGGUUACCGCCAAAAAAUAAAGAGAAAGCAAGAAGCUGAUCUUCUGUUUGUCUCUAUUCCUAUAUACCUACACCGUUCGAGUUUUAAUCAUCUGCCUGCAUAGCCUAGACAUCGCUAGGUUUCUCUAUUGAUAUAAAAAUAUUUGAAAUAAAUUACUCGUCGGUAAGCAUGUAUGAAAAUAUAAUUAGCAAUUGCCUCUUAUCCCAUUAGGAGAGGAUGAUUUGAUGACUUUUUUGAAGUAGCUAUCGUUGUCCUUGACAUACAGUUUGAUAUACCUUCAUAUCACUAUUAGUUGAACACCGAGGAAGUCUUACUGAUCUUUCAAUGAAUGCCAAUCCAUCGGGGACCGGUUGUAUAAAACGUUUUUAACUACUUUUUGUAGUUAAAUAAUAGUUAACCGCCUGAAAUGCGCGAUUUUGAUUGGUUAAAUAUUGCAUUGAGCCCCAUGCAGGUC